Molecule: messenger RNA, 642 nt
Organism: Paramecium octaurelia
Lineage: Eukaryota; Ciliophora; Oligohymenophorea; Peniculida; Parameciidae
Source: the annotation of a GenBank genome assembly
AUUAAUAGUAUGUAUAUAAUUUUAAGAUAGUGAUAAUAAUUGUUAUGAUUUAUAUAUUAAAUGUAUUAAGAUAAUUAGGAUGAAGAUGAUAAAUUAAAAAAUGAUAUUGAAAAAUUUCGAAAUCUCCUUGAUGAAGAAGUGGAAGGAAAUCAUAGAUCUGAAUAUAUGAGUAAAUGCAAAGAGAUGUCAGAGGAUAUUAAAAAGGAAAUAUAAAUACGCAUAAAAAAGGGUGAUGAGAAUUAGAUCAUGAAAUUAAUGAAAUAUUACUCUUAAUAAAAUAAGAGGUUUUAGGAGAUGGAAUAUAAUAAUGUAGAUGAAGACACAAGUUUAUUGCAUGAUAAUCAUUAAUUGGAAGUGUAAUUGUUUUAAGAUAAUGUUACGUAAAGAAAACAGAGAUUAUAAAAUGUUCAUAAGAGUAUGGAAACAGUCAAAAACAUCUACGAGAAAAUCCAAGAAGUUGCAACUUAAUAAGUUGAUUAAAUGUUUACAAUAGAAGAGAACUAUGUUUAUGCAGAAAAUAAAACUGAAAAGGCAUCCCAAGAAUUAAUUAAAGGAUUAUAGUCUUUAAAAACAAAAAUAGGAUAUCGGAUUGUAAUAAUAUGCAUUUUAAUUGUAAUUUUUGGAUUAAUGUUUAUUAAAUGA